Molecule: messenger RNA, 1660 nt
Organism: Closterium sp. NIES-65
Lineage: Eukaryota; Viridiplantae; Streptophyta; Zygnematophyceae; Desmidiales; Closteriaceae
Source: the annotation of a GenBank genome assembly
AUGGUGGGGCGCGGCGGAGGUGGGGGGGGAGGGGAGAUGGAGCGGGGGGACACCGGGGGAAGGGACGGGCGGAACAGAGUGUGGGACGGGCUCGGGCUCGGCAUGCGGUGCUGGGGGGGAGAGAGCGCACUUGCGCUGGCGGGGGAAGGGUGGGGGGAGGAAAGCGCGCGGAGGGGAAGGGGGAAAGAACAGGAGCGGAUGAUGGUGUUGGGGGAAGGUGACGGGCGGGAGGUGGGGGAGAGAGUAGGCGGAGAGGCGGAGAAAUGGGUCGAUGAAAUGCGGCAUAGCGGCGGAGAGUUGACCCUGGCAACUAGAAGCACACAGCUUGGGGUGGGAAAUGCGACUGGAGAUGCAGCAGCAGCGGCAGGGGCGGUUGCCGGGACAGAAGGGGCAGCAGGGGGAGGAGCAGGAGCAGCAGCAGCAGCAGCAGCAGCAGCAGCAGCAGCAGCAGCAGCAGCAGCAUCAGCAGCAGGAGCUGCAGCAGCUGUCAGGGACUCGUUCUCUGGUGCAGUCAGUGCGGUGAUGUCACAAGACGCUUCGGUGCAGAGGUGUUCAGUCGACGCUCGUGAGGUGCAGGGCAUGGGGUUGUGGGGAGACGGUGAGGAGAGGUGGAGCAGGUUGGGGAGAGGGACGAUAGGAGAGGAAACGCACGGCGCGUCUUUUAAUGGGCGUAUGAAAGAGGUGCACGGAGGGACACUUUCUCUAAGAUGGAGGGGAGAGGAGGAGCCGGAGGAGUUGAGAGAUGAGGGGGAGAGAGAGGAGGGGGAGAGAGAGGAGGGGGAGAGAGAGGAGGGGGAGGGAGAGGGAGAGGGAGAGGGAGAGGAGGGAGAGAGGGGAGAGGGCAUGGAGGUAGAUGGGUUUGGGACUCAAGUCGAGGGGGGUCCCUCCUGUGCUUUGACGCUACUAGCAGAAGCACUACAGCAGAAUUCGUGUGGGUGGGGAGGGGCGAGCACAAGCGAUGGUCGAGGAGCAAGCAGUCACUCUGCCACGCCUGCUGCCGCUGCUGCCGUCGCCGCCGCCGCUGCUGCUGCUGCCGCUGCUGUUGGCGGUGAUGGUGCCUUUGAUGCUGUAGAUGAUGCUGGUGGUGGUGGUGGUGUUGAUGUUGGUAGCGGCAGUGGUGCGAAUACGCAUUGUGGUCGUGGUGAUGGUGGUAGCGGCGGUAGCAGUGGCAGCGGUGGUGCUGGCGGUACUGCCAGUGCUGGUGGUGUGAGAGGAGGAAGAGGAGGAGAUGGGGGAGGGCGGAGGGAGAAAGGAGGUGUGGACGAGCUAGGGAGUUCAUCUGGCAGCAAUAGCCCUCGGGAGCAAGCAGAACGAGGUUCAAGAUACCGAGAGGAGGAGGAGGUUCAGGAGGAAGGGGAGGUAGAGGAGGAGAGGGGGGAGGAGGCGGGCGAGGAGGAUGAGGAGGAGGAGGGGAGGGAGCGGGGGCGAGGGGAGGAGGAGGGAGGGGAGGGGCAGCUGGAAGAAUGUGAGAAGCAUGGUAGUGGGAAGCAUGUGGAUAAGAAACGACAUGUGGGGGAGUUUAUGGGAGUGCAGGAAGGUGGCGAAUGGGGGGAUUAUGCGGGAGGAGUGGGUGUGCACGGAGGGGAGGAGGGUGGGGAGGUGGAGAGGGAGGAUCAUAUGCAAGAAGAUGGAAACGAGUGCUGCGCGCCUGAUGAUCAGC